Molecule: messenger RNA, 1792 nt
Organism: Ceratitis capitata (Mediterranean fruit fly)
Lineage: Eukaryota; Metazoa; Arthropoda; Insecta; Diptera; Tephritidae
Gene: PSR
Product: bifunctional arginine demethylase and lysyl-hydroxylase PSR
Exons: 1
Coding region: 178-1383 (401 amino acids)
Biological process (GO): phagocytosis
Cellular component (GO): nucleus; cytoplasm
Molecular function (GO): P-TEFb complex binding; histone H4R3 demethylase activity
Source: RefSeq, a predicted model, not a curated record
GCUGCGAAAAGUCACGUACUCACGGAAAUUAACCAACAGAUGUCAAAUUUUUCACAUCAGUCCAAUAAACAGCGGCAAAAGCUAUUAUUUCAUUUUAUCGCUGAGCUAUAUUGAAUACGAAGUUAAUUCAAGUAUAUCUUAAAAAGAGAAAAAUUGCAUUGACCUCAAAAGAACAGAAUGAAUGAAGAAAUCAACCUGCCUAAACGUUCUAGAAAACGUCUUCGAGAAGUGAAGCGAAGGGCGCGUCCAGAAUUGGGGGACAAGGAGGCAUGGUCUGCUUUGCGAUAUUAUCAGCGGUUUGAUGACUUUAAAAAUAAAUUUGAGGAUAACGUUGAACGUAUCAAAGAAGAUGAAGUUAGUUGCGAGGAAUUUAUAAAUCGUUACGAAAAACCUUAUCUUCCUGUGGUUAUUGAAGGAUCCCAAAACGAAUGGCAGGCCGUAGAAAAAUGGACACUUCCACGUUUAGCGAAAAAAUAUCGAAACCAAAAGUUUAAAUGUGGAGAAGAUAAUGAGGGUUAUAGUGUCAAAAUGAAAAUGAAGUACUAUGUGGAAUAUAUGCGAUCAACACUUGAUGAUAGUCCCCUAUAUAUAUUUGAUAGUAGUUUUGGGGAACAUCACCGCCGACGCAAACUGCUGGAGGAUUAUACGGUACCGAAGUAUUUCCGAGAUGACUUAUUCAAACAUUGCGGGGAAGAACGACGUCCUCCAUAUCGGUGGUUUGUAAUGGGUCCAGCACGUUCUGGUACUGGUAUACAUAUCGAUCCUUUAGGAACAAGUGCUUGGAAUGCUUUACUUCGAGGCCAUAAAAGAUGGUGCCUAUUUCCAACUCAAACACCUAAAGAGCUACUAAAAGUGCCUAAUGCAAUGGGAGGAAAGCAACGUGAUGAAGCAAUAACUUGGUUCAGUACAAUUUAUCCACGUACUCAACAAGCUGAUUGGCCGGCAGAUUUGCGCCCUCUUGAGAUAUUACAAAAACCCGGAGAAACAGUAUUUGUACCAGGGGGAUGGUGGCACGUUGUGCUUAAUUUAGAUGACACAAUAGCCAUCACACAAAACUUUUGCAGUCGGACUAAUUUUCCAAUUGUUUGGCACAAGACUAUACGAGGCAGACCUAAAUUGUCACGAAAAUGGUUACGUGUUCUUCAUGAAAAGGAGCCCGAUCUAGCAAAACUUGCGGAGAGUAUUAACAUAGACCAAAGUACUGGCUUUGCUUCGGAUAGCUCUAGUAAUUCCAGUUCGUCAUCAAGUUCCUCUUCAUCGUCAGAAAAUGAAGGUGAUGGCAGUGAUAGUUGCAGCUCCAAUACAGACAGUGGUCAAGAAAGUUUAACGGCAAAGAAGAAGAAAAAGCGUCGUUUGGGUGGUGCAGUGGGAACUAAUUCUUGAUGUAGGCUGUGUGGCAGUGAGGAUAGUACGAUGAUGGAUACGAGUAGUACGAUAAAUAAAGGAGAGGGGACGAGUUUUGGAGAGAAAUUCCUGACAAGAUUGCUGCGGGUGCGUUUGCGGUUGCUACUCCAUUGCAAGAGUUAACAUUUGUAAUUAAAGACAUGGAACUUUUCCGUUAUAAUAAACCGGAUGAUCCUAUACUUCAUUUUAGCUAAAUAUACUUAAGUAAUUGAUAAUAAUUCUAAAAAUGUUCAGUAUGAUAAGUAAAACCUGUAAUCAUAGUUAUUAUACAAUAUUUAGAUAUAUAUGUAGAGCGCUUAAAGUAGUAACAGUUAAAUAUGCAGCGGUUCCAGUUUAAAAAUUAAAAUCACAUUGCACUAAAAAAAAUAAAAAAACAUCAAUUAAUAAA